This is a messenger RNA of Lates calcarifer (barramundi perch), 2026 nucleotides long. It is a transcript of the gene zswim2, whose product is annotated as zinc finger, SWIM-type containing 2. The record is from RefSeq and is a predicted model, not a curated record. The transcript is spliced from 10 exons. Lineage: Eukaryota; Metazoa; Chordata; Actinopteri; Centropomidae. Gene Ontology annotation, molecular function: zinc ion binding; ubiquitin protein ligase activity. The coding region runs from base 213 to 1952 and encodes 579 amino acids.
ACCACGGCGUUCUUAGAAUCUUCCUCUGCAAAGUAAAGUUGUGGCUGGUUUUCAGGGCUUUACUGCUAAAAGACAGGUAUUUUUUUUAGUUGUUUUUAGUUUGUACACCAUGGGAAGUUAAGUUACCGUGUGUUUCAUGUAACAAAUGAGAUCUCAACGGACUGCUCUGGGUAUUUUAAUAACCGGAAAUAGUCGACAGGUGUUGUGACAGGAUGUUCAGGAAAACUAACUGGAGGAACACAGUCAGUGAUGCAGUGAGUGUCCACCAGGACCAAGCCCUCAACACAACCAUAUUCCUCCUGAGAUCCUACGGACCCACAGGAUUUCUGCUCAGAGAGGAGGGAGAGGCCAGAAACAUCAAGGUGUGUUUAGGCGACCCACAUACGUGCUCUUGCCCUGUGUUCAUCAAAGAGCAGGAACCAUGCAAACACAUCUGCUGGAUUUUACUGCGGAAAUUCAGAAUACCCAGAGAACAUGAAUAUUCAUUUCAACAUGGACUUGUGGAGAGGCAGAUCUUGGAGGUUCUCCAUGGCUUACACCAAACCAAAGCCCACCGGAUGGAAACUGAUCCCCCUGCUGCUUCUGGGACCCCAAGCCAACCAGUCACGGGCCAGGAGGCUGGAAGUGUCUGCCGGAAGUUGAUCCAAGCCCAGGAUGUGUGUCCAAUCUGUCAAGAGGAGCUGCUGGAGAAAAAACUGCCUGUGUCUUACUGCAGGUUUGGUUGUGGCAAUAAUGUCCACAUCUCUUGUAUGAAAGUCUGGACAGAUCACCAAAAGCUCUCGGACAGGGAAGAGAUGGUGAAGUGCCCUCUGUGCAGGGAGGAAUUCAGCUCUUUGAAGUUACUCCAGGAGCAGGUGAAAAAUGCAGCAAAGCUCUUCACCGCUCCUGAAAGAGAGAAGCCAGACAGACACCUGGGAGUCGUCUGUCACAUCUGUCAGGCCUGUCCUGUCACUGGCAAAUGUUUCAAAUGCACAGUCUGCAGUUACAUGUAUUUGUGUGAGGACUGCUCAAAAAGAGGCUGCCACCCACAGCAUCAGUUUGCUUCACGAACAAAAAGAAGAGACAAGUGGCGUCUUGUGGCAGAAAGCCUGAGUGAUGAACCAAGUGGAGCAACCUCUCAGCCAAUAAAUGACAGCAUCAUCCCUGUAGCUGCAGACCCUCUACCAGAAAAUGUGUUGGUGUGUCUGCCUGCUGUCAGGGUGAGAUCAGGGUCUCGGCUCUUGGACGAAGGGCAGCAGUGUCGCAUCUGUCUGCAGAAUUUUAACCCAGGCCAGCGUGUUCGAACCCUGCCCUGUCAUCACAAGUUCCACAUGGACUGUGUGGAUGGGAUCCUGCGGAAGUCGAACUCCUGCCCUUUGGAUGGGUAUGUCAUUUAUAAUCCCCUGACUUGGAGAACCAGUGAAAGGAAGACCUCCCACAAGCUGGCCUCCUGCCUUUCCAAUGACUUUGCCAAACCAGAACAUAACUUAAAGGACCUGUUUAUCCCAGGAGUGGCACUGCGGGACAGGAACACUAAAACUGCUCCCUCGCACGGCUCUCUCAACUUAGAGGUGCUGACAGGCUCUUGUGAACCUUUAAACAUCCCACAAAAGUUAAUAAGCAACCAGUUUAUUGGCUUGUGCAUCACCACAACAGAUGGUGUAACAAAAGAAGGAAAAGUACUGCAGAAAAAACUAAGUAAAUCUGACUCAGGCGACCGACAAAACACUUGUUCUCCAAAAAAGACAUCGGCAGAAAUCAGAGAGCAGCCACAGGUAAAUCUAUUUGUAGGUUCAUGCAGACCAGAAUCAGGCCAUGCAGCUGCUAUGGCCCUUCCUGGCAGGCGAACUAGACCAAAGCCCACGAGGACAAGCCUGGUAACAACUCAAGACACAAACAAGAAACUUGUUUCAGAGCUAAGAAUGACUGGGGUGAUGAUAAACACACAGCAACACAGGAAGACUGAGACUUGACAUUUUAGCUUUGUGGUCUUCAGUGGUGUAUUCGCACUUCUUUUCUGAAAUAAAUCAACAAGUGUACAUGACAA